CACUUCAAAACCACAGAUUCCGAGCGAAACCCCAAAUCCCCUUUGGCAGCGAGCUCGCCGGCGAUGCGGCCGCCGGCGCCUAGGCCCCCUGCUGCCUCCUCCUCGUCCUCCUACAGCCAGCGCGAGCCCCGCCCAGAGAACCCGCUCCUCCUCCUCCCUUCCUGCCGCGCUGCCAAGCUCUCCCUCGGCUGCCCCCUCCUCGACCGCGUCCUCUCCGGCGGCCUCCCCGCCUCUGUCACCGAGAUCGCCGGCGAAUCCGCCUCCGGCAAGACCCAGCUGUGCCUACAGCUCGCCCUCCUCGCGCCCCAGUCCCCGCUCUCCGCCUCCGCCCUCUUCCUCCACUCCGACCUCCCGUUCCCCCUUCACCGCCUCCGCGGCCUCGCCCCCAAAUCCCGCCCCGAUAUCCUCGACCACGUCCUCGUCGCCGCCGCGCACUCCCCCACCGACCUCCUCUCCCUCCUCUCGCGCGCCCAGCGCCUGCUCGCCCACCCCGGCCGCUCCCCGCACCGCCUCCCCAUCCGCCUCAUCAUCCUCGACUCCAUCGCCUCCCUCUUCCGCGCCGACUUCGACGCCUCACCGGCCGACCUCAAGCGCCGGUCCGCGCUCUUCUUCCAGAUAUCCGCCAAGCUCAAGGAGCUGGCCUACAGGCACCAAUGCGUGGUGGUGGUGACCAACCAGGUCGUGGACGUGGUGGAGGGCGACGCCGGGAACACCGUGGCGUGGUCGUCGGGGCGCCGGGUCAGCCCUGCGCUCGGGAUUGCGUGGGCCAACUGCGUCAACACGCGGCUGUUCCUGACGCGGGAAGUGGACGGCGCCAGCGGGAUCGCGAGGAGGCGGAUGAAGGUAGCGUUCGCGCCGCACCUGCCGGAGCGGGGGUGCGAGUUUGUGAUACGGAGGGACGGCGUGUUUGGCGUCGAGCCGGCGGGAGAGGUAGGCGCUCCUGUUCUUGGAUAAAUGUGUGGACAUUACCUAUUCGAUGAAAUGUGCCUGUGGUAGUUGGUUUGGGCAUGGUGUAAAAGAUCUUGCCAUUUUACUUGAAUUAUGUAAUGGAUCGAAAGCAGUGUAAAUUAAAAGUUUGUUGCAACACAAAGUGCAGCUUGUUAAACUCGUCUGGGAAUUCAACAACCAGUGUCGUUAAAAAAACAUCAUAGCUCCUAAUUGAAGCCUAGAAUCAGGAACAAUAAGGUUCUUGUAUUCUUCAAUGCUCCUAGAUUCAAACGUGCUAAGAUGUAUGUGCUAAUGUAAUUUAUUGUUUUAGUCAAAAUUUCCUAAUGUUAUUAA
Panicum virgatum (switchgrass) is the source of this 1281-nucleotide messenger RNA. Its product is annotated as DNA repair protein XRCC3 homolog. Gene Ontology annotation, molecular function: ATP-dependent DNA damage sensor activity; ATP binding; four-way junction DNA binding. The coding region runs from base 64 to 954 and encodes 296 amino acids. NCBI's taxonomy places the organism in Eukaryota, Viridiplantae, Streptophyta, Magnoliopsida, Poales, Poaceae. The transcript has a single exon. Gene Ontology annotation, cellular component: replication fork; Rad51C-XRCC3 complex. The record is from RefSeq and is a predicted model, not a curated record. Gene Ontology annotation, biological process: resolution of mitotic recombination intermediates; t-circle formation; double-strand break repair via synthesis-dependent strand annealing.